UUAUCAGUUUGAUUUUCAACUUCUGCCUUCACGCUAGGCAGCAAAAAAUAGUCAUGUCUCGUGCAGUUUUCUUUCUGCUCGUCGUCGCAGUCGUUGCCAUGUACUCUCACGAAGUGAAUGCACAAAGUGACGAGAGACCCGAACCAGGAUGCGGUCCUAACGAAGUUUACGACACCUGUGGCAACCCUUGUCCACAAAGUUGCAACGCACCGAAGAUUCAGGCCUGCGCAACGGUUUGUGUCGCCGGAUGUUUCUGCGAAGAAGGAUUUCUCAGGGAUGAACUUGGACGAUGUAUCCCCUAUUCGGAGUGUCCUCGCCGCUAACUAUUAAAAAUUGACAGCAAUAAAACAAUUUCGAGUUUUUUA
Venturia canescens is the source of this 365-nucleotide messenger RNA. RefSeq names its product chymotrypsin-elastase inhibitor ixodidin-like. The transcript has 3 exons. Lineage: Eukaryota; Metazoa; Arthropoda; Insecta; Hymenoptera; Ichneumonidae. Bases 54 to 323 code for a protein of 89 amino acids. The record is from RefSeq and is a predicted model, not a curated record.